Messenger RNA from Ostertagia ostertagi, 486 nucleotides. NCBI's taxonomy places the organism in Eukaryota, Metazoa, Nematoda, Chromadorea, Rhabditida, Trichostrongylidae. The record is from the annotation of a GenBank genome assembly.
AUGCAUCGCAGAUUGAACCGAUUACUGAAAUGUUAUCGUUUAUUUGAGUUGUUCGAUUUGGCUCAAGGACGCGUCCGGCAGGUCACCGUUUCCUUACUGAAAGUUGUGAUUACCUGCGCAUUAAUCUUCCAUUGGAACGCCUGUGCAUUUUACACUAUUAGCAAGUUCAGUGACACAGCAUCAUGGGACGGCGUGAAUGUGACAUUUGACGAUGACGAAGGCUGGCCGUGGCCAUAUAUGCCAGACAAAAUCACUGAUGCCAUCUUCGCCGACUGCUCGCACUUCAAGCCAUCUCCAAAUGAAACGCUGCAGUCGGUGUUCGAAAUUCUGGACACGAUCAUUGGAAUGGUUCUCUUCGCCGGGAUCAUGGGAAGUGUUGGUGACUUGGUGGCGAAAGCAAAUAAGGUGAAAGCGGACUGGCAGCAGAGAAUGGACGGACUCAAGCAGUUCAUGACAUACAGGUUAGUAGUGAAUAAGAAUUUGAGC